CUGACCCGGCCUCCCGGGUGCCCCGCGCUCACUGCCACCGGGGUCCUCCGCCCGCUCCCAGCCAUGGCGGCCUGCCGCUCGGCGUUCCUGGUGGGCCUCGCUUUCUCCUUGGCCACCCUGGCCCAGAGAGACGAUCCAAGUGUGCAUUUCUUUGAUAGCAAGACAACACCAAGGACCUAUCCGAGAAAGACAGACCGAUGGAACCCUUUGACCACCACCACGACCAGGGCGCCUGCAGCCACCAAAGCUCCCGCCAACCUUCCAGACUUUAACUUGGAGGAUGCUCUGGAUGAUCGCAAUGACCUAGAUGAUGGGCACAGGAGGCCGAGUGUUGGAGAAGGAGGUUUUUCUGACAAGGAACUGGAAGAGGUGCUAGGUGGUGGUGACUACAAACCUGACCGUAAUAAAGGUGGCGGCUACUAUGGUGGUGGUGGUGGUGGUGGCGGCGGCGGCGGGGAAGACUCAGAGUCUGGAAUGUCUGCUGAGACCGGCACCGUGGCCGGCAUAGCCAGUGCUCUGGCCAUGGCCCUGAUCGGCGCCGUCUCCAGCUACAUCUCUUACCAGCAGAAGAAGCUCUGCUUUCGCAUCCAGCAUGCAGCAGAUGGUGAAGAGGGCCUCAACGCAGACUACGCUAAGGGGGAGAACCUAGAAGCCGUCGUGUGCGAGGAGCCGCAAGUGCAAUAUCAGGCACUGCAGACCCAGUCGGCAGAACCUCCGCAGCAGUCUGAGCAGCCCCGGAUCUGAGGCAGCCUACCUACGUCCCAGCCCCUUUCCUUCGAACCCACUGCUGCUGUCAACGUUAUUGGCUUCUCAUUGCUUGUCUUUCUCCGGAGCUGCUCUUGGGUUUGGCCCGGUGCAUGGGGUGGGCCGCCCGCCUAUCGGGCGCUCGUUCGCAGAGACAUGAAGCCAGCACUGAGAGGGAGGACGGUUGGGCUAGGGGACAAGAAGACUUGAACCUAGGGCUGCGUGCCUCACAGACCUGCUGGCUCAGUUCUUCGUGGUGGGCCUGCCCAAGGCAAUGGCCUCAAAACGUGUAAAUAGAGUGAACCCCUAGCAGACAGCCAGUGUUUGGAAUGUCCCUGGAGCCCCUGCAGGGAGAUACCCAGUCAGCACCAAGUCGUGCCAUACACACACAUGUAGAUAUGCAUGCUCAUGUGCCCACACACACCACCCAGAGGGGCAGUUUUAUUUUGGAGGACAGGUGCUGGCCGUCCGAAGAGCUGAUCCGAAGAGACAUUCUGGGAUUUCAGAGGCAACAGGUGCCUCGAGAUUGUCUGCUCUCGGAGAUGAUGAGUCUUCUGGAUCAGCAGGGAGCCGCCUCCCAGGCGCGACUCAUCUCAUUCCAUGGGGCUGACUGGACUUGUGCUGCCCGGACUCAUUUACACAUUGGGAAUGAGUUUUGUAUCCCCACUCCUCCCUUACCAACUCUCCUUAGCCGACAACAGUUCACAUCAACGACACGAGUAAAAGCUCUCCUCCCAAUAGCGGUGUGAGGUCCCAAAGGAGAGGCAUGCUGGUGGGGCUGGUUAGGUGUCAAUGUAGCCUGGGCUGAGAUUCUCAGUGGGUUAGUAGGUGUAUGAUAAUGUCAGUUGGCAGUUCUAUAAUGAUGUCAAUUUGGCUCCUGUGUAAUGAUGUGGGUCAUCCUUCCAUUUGUGAUCUGACAUGGCCCUCCCUUUGUUACAUCAUGCCAAUUUUCACACAGCGA
Molecule: messenger RNA, 1705 nt
Organism: Echinops telfairi (small Madagascar hedgehog)
Lineage: Eukaryota; Metazoa; Chordata; Mammalia; Afrosoricida; Tenrecidae
Gene: CD99L2
Product: CD99 molecule like 2
Exons: 10
Coding region: 64-744 (226 amino acids)
Source: RefSeq, a predicted model, not a curated record